AUGCUCUUCUUUGCUGUCAUUUACGUGGGUUUGGUAUAUGCCACAAAAAACAAAGAAGCAUUCAUGAGAGUGCCAGACCUUAUUACUAAUUUCGGAUACCCGUCAGAAGAGCAUUAUGUCACUACUGAAGAUGGAUACAUUCUUACUGUACACCGUAUUCCUAUUGGACGUGACGAUCGCCCUGCACCUCACAGUCCACAAAAGAGGCCUUCUGUUCUGCUUAUGCACUGCCUACUUUGUGACUCGUCAGUUUUUGUUCUGAAUCUUCCUGCUCAAAGUUUAGGAUUUGUUCUUGCUGACGCUGGUUUUGAUGUAUGGAUUGCAAACGUCCGAGGAAAUGAAUAUGGGAAAAACCACACUACCCUAAGGACAAACGAAAAGGCAUUUUGGAAUUUUACAUGGUAUGAGCAUUCCCGCUACGAUCUAAAAAACACUAUUGAGUAUGUCCUCGAUGUGUCGAAGCAGAAUGAAUUGUAUUAUAUCCGUGCAUUCUUUGGACUCGGUCCCAUUGGAGGACUUACCACAUCAAUCCCUGUAUUUUAUUUAGCAUCUUAUCCAUUUUAUGGCCUAACCGAGGAGAAACCACCGAUGUUUAAUCUGUCACAGAUUACAACUCCGGUAUUUCUGUUCUGGAGCAGUGACGACACACUUGCACCAGCUGCGGACGUGCGUAAUCACAUUAUCAAAAAACUACGAGAUGCCCUGAAGAUUAGCAUGUAUCCAGUGCAGCAGGAUACAUGCUCCGCUGGAUGCAUGCUCUACUUAACACUGAAGCCAUUUAAAAAAUUUCUUCUUACUGAUGAGAACUUGGCUGAGCUUAUUCUUUGUUUUCACGUGGAGAUACGAGAAAAGACUGUAUUACAGUCACUUAUCACAUAUCCGCGUUCUAAUAUUAAGUAUCCAAUAUAUUUGGCUAAACAAGCAAAUAAAUACGGUCAUGAAACGGAUGCCGUUUUGGGACUACUUGUCCAAGUUAAGUCGGCAGGUGGAAUGCAAACUUCUGGGAACUAUCGAAAAACGCAAAAUUAUCAAAACAAAAAGCAGUGCAAGUUACCUGACGGUUCUCCGUCUUUGUUCCUCGAAUCUUCUGAGCAACUUGUUGAAGAUUACACUGACGGAGCGAGGCAGCCUCUUCCAAAUUCUUGUCCUCGCUGUGGAUACGGUACUCAGCUCUCGUACUCGCCCGUAAAUCCUCGUUAUGAUCUCAGCGAUAUGAAAACAGGAGUAAUUCUGAAUUUGGUGCCUGGAGGAUUUCGGUGCAAAGAUAACAAGAACCUUUGUGUUCAUGGAAUGGAUGGAAGCCGAUAUGUGUCUGCAUCCGGCAAUACUGUCAUUUGGCCUGUUCCAUACUGUAAAGGCAGUAGCUGCUCAAUGCUGCUCACUCUUGAUCCUACUGAGGCUGUGAACGAAUACCGUGGGAAAAGGGUAGAACGAGGAACAGAUGAACUAAAAGAUAAAAACAACGUUAUUUACUAUAAUGGUAAUGAAUACAAUUACAUUGAGAUGAAGGCUAUCACGUGUGGAGGAUGCGAUAAAACUCUUAAUAUGUGUUAUUCGAUUGACAGAUAUGAAGGUGGCCGUCCGCUACCAGCAGAUGCGUACGAUAAUGCACAAGCAAGUGCUACCGAGGAGCAAUACUCAUCCCUUGGAUAUGGAGACAACACCCAAUACAUACAGCCAGAUGGAGUAAACCCAUAUGCAGAUGAAACCAAUUCGCCUUCGCCAACACCAACGAACAAUGGAUAUGAGCAACAACUAAGCAAUGCACCUUCCCAACCGUUAUCAGACUCUCCAGCAUCAAGAGCUCAGCUGAUCGCACGUUUGAAUGCCGCAAAUCGACGUCUCGUACAGACCCGAACAAAUGUACGAACCCUGCAAACACAAGUAGCAGUGCAACGAGCUCGAGCUCAAACUGCCCUGCAAACAGCACGGGCAAUCGGUAGGCCAACAAUAAAUGUGCGACCAGCGAAUGUCAACGUAAAAGUUAACGCUAAUCCUCGGAUUACAAAUGUGAAUCAAAAUCAGUUGACAGCUGAGCAACGCGCCCAGCAGGCAGCGAACACAGGUGGGUCACCAGCCCCAACCGGGUCCCCUUCGUCACCAGCCCCGGCCGGGUCCCCUUCGACAUCCGUGGCCGCGCUGCGAAUGCAUUCUCCAGUGAUCGAUGAGAAGCAUUUUGUGGACUUGACGGGUAAAGCCGAGAAACCUUCGGAAGAGAUGCUCAGUAUGAUCGAGCAACAAAAUGAGAACUUCCUACUCGGUGGAAAAAGUACAAUAAAAAUAGCACAGCCGAACAUACUUUGGAAAGUACGGCGGGAAAGUAACAGUGCUGUUAUCAGAGAGAAAAAGACGAUGAGAGAUGACACUCAAGAAAGUGUAGGAGGCACGAAUUCGGACCUUCUCUUUAGUCUUUUAGGAGAUAAAGCUUCGUUAACUGGACCACCAGGUCAAGAACCAAGUCUGCAAUGGAUAUCCUCGCAUCGUACAAUGAGACGUUGA
Molecule: messenger RNA, 2499 nt
Organism: Necator americanus (New World hookworm)
Lineage: Eukaryota; Metazoa; Nematoda; Chromadorea; Rhabditida; Ancylostomatidae
Exons: 16
Coding region: 1-2499 (832 amino acids)
Biological process (GO): lipid metabolic process
Source: RefSeq, a predicted model, not a curated record